AUGAACGGGUUUCCAACUACCACCCCUUACUCAAACGGCCCAUACCCCGUCGGACAGGUUUCCGACGUUAUAUACGGUAAUGACACGACUUCCUUUCUGUACCAGCAACAAGGAAGUCACUACGGCCACCAGCAAGAGGAUGUCUUCUAUCAUCAAUCUCAGCCCAACUGGGACGCGUAUCAUCCCAAUAAUACCUAUCAUAAUAGCGAUUCUAAUUACCACCAGCGAAGCCAUGCGAGCCGUGGACGCGACUGUCCUUACCCUGUAUCUCCAUCAACUUCAAUCCAAGCACCGGCUGCGUAUUCACGCCACCCUGGUGGUGGCGUUGCACCUCUUGUGGACGCUCGAAAUGCUCAUAUACCACCUCUUUAUACAAUCAACGCUCAUUCAACUACUUCAAAUACUAGCCACACAUACUCUACCGGACAUGGUGCUGGAUACGAGACGUCGAAUCCCCAUGGCCACAGUCAUAAACACGGGGACCAAGUAUGUACGGGUUCAUCGAACGUUUACUCAUACUUAGCAGGCAUCUAG
Messenger RNA from Marasmius oreades (fairy-ring Marasmius), 534 nucleotides. RefSeq lists its product as uncharacterized. The transcript has a single exon. Bases 1 to 534 code for a protein of 177 amino acids. NCBI's taxonomy places the organism in Eukaryota, Fungi, Basidiomycota, Agaricomycetes, Agaricales, Marasmiaceae. The record is from RefSeq and is a predicted model, not a curated record.